Exophiala oligosperma is the source of this 2745-nucleotide messenger RNA. RefSeq lists its product as uncharacterized. The transcript has a single exon. Gene Ontology annotation, biological process: DNA-templated transcription. NCBI's taxonomy places the organism in Eukaryota, Fungi, Ascomycota, Eurotiomycetes, Chaetothyriales, Herpotrichiellaceae. The record is from RefSeq and is a predicted model, not a curated record. Bases 96 to 2120 code for a protein of 674 amino acids. Gene Ontology annotation, cellular component: nucleus. Gene Ontology annotation, molecular function: zinc ion binding; DNA binding; DNA-binding transcription factor activity, RNA polymerase II-specific.
CAGCUAUCGUUAAUGACCCAGAUACUCCCUCCUUUCGAACAUUUGAUUUAUAUUUGGCCCCUACAAAGCCUGAUCUAUUUGCUAGCGUUGGGGCCAUGGAAGGCUUCGCACGUGAUCGGCUUCAGGCUUCGAAAGCGCCUUCAAUCUCAUCGCCGGACUCAACAACUUCACCAUCGCCAAUCAACAGUCCUCGGACACAUCACAACUCGCCUGUCGCGAGCAAAGAAAUGCACGCUGGUACCAUGAAGACCGCGCGACCUUAUCGGUCUCACAAAUACCCGGCGUGCACUCGCUGCCACAAGCGCCGGUCACGAUGUACCAUCGAGGUCCCCGGUCAGGCUUGCUUACUUUGCCGCAUGCACGGUGUGCCAUGUUCUUCUGCCACGGCCAAGAAGGACGAACGAGUCACUCCCAGAAUUGGAUUCGUCCAUAGAUCACUCCUCGCCGACGACAAACCUCUAGAGGGCGUUUCGCACAUUGUAGGCCCGGUCAUCGCUCGCGACACUCAAAUCUUGGACCAAUAUCUACCCCCGGCAAACGGCCUCGCUGGACAUGUUCCCAUACAACCGAAUCUCGGCCGCCGAGAGUCCACCAAGCCGAUAUAUCAUACCCCCGUCCCGCCACGCAGACCUAGUCCAGCCGGUUGCAGUUGCAGCAGGAACCUUCCAGGUGAACUCGUAGACCAGGUCGAGCCCUUUGUCGACAAGUUGCUGGCCAACUAUUUCGAAAAUGUACAUCCUUGCUAUCCCAUCACCGACGAGGAGUGUGUCAUGUCCAAGCUGAAAGACAAGACCGUCAUGCAUGCGACCUUUUACGUCAACCUGAUCGCAUACGCAUUGUUCUACUGGGAUCUGUCGCCGUCACUUGCUGCUUAUGCCAGACCUGACCAGGAUGUUGCGUGGCAGACGUCAGUAGCAGCGAACAUAGCGGAUAUGCAAAAGGGCGAUCUGGCGACUAUCUUAUCUCUUUGUCUUGAUCUGGCAGGCCGGCCGUCCAGAUGCCUGCUCCACAACGUCACCAACGUUGCUCGAGCCGUCGCCUUGUCGCACGCCGUCGGAUUGAACCAUGACUGCGGCGAAUGGAAGCUUGCCGACACGGAAAAGAGACUUCGCUGGAAAGCAUGGUGGGGAGUAGUGAUACAGGACAGGUGGUUCAACUUCGCCCAAGGCACUCCUCCUUACAUUUCAAAAGGUCAUUACGACGUUCCAUUACCGACCAUGGAUCUGCUCACGUACGGAAGGAGCGGCUCGUCGAGGCACGUCCGUGGAGCAGAGGUCUUUAUACACUUGUGUCGCCUUACAGAGAUCGUCGGCGACGUGCUCCCACUCAUCUACCAUAUCCGGUCGGGCAACGACAGCAUAGCAGCCGAGCAGACAUCGAGGUCCGAGAUCGAACUCAAUCGGUGGGUGGAGGGGCGUCCGCCGUGGCUGAACCUGACCGACUUUACGACUCGUCCACCCGUCCCUGGUCUCCUCAACCUCCAACUAUGUUAUCUCUCGGUCCGCAUGCUUCUCCGUCGAAUCGCCUGGCACGAAAUCAGCCAACGGGAAAGCGACCCUUCGUCGUCGUGGUUGCUUGGGUGCCAAACUGCCGCGGAAGACAUUGUGCGCUUCGUGACGGCGCUGAGCAAGCAGGACCUGAUGGGGUUUUGGAUGCCGUACAACGCCCACCACUUCACCUCGGCCGUGACCCUCCUCCUCCGCUGCGCCCUGCAGACGAGCUACACGAACGUGCGGCUUCAGUGCAUGGCCAGCGCCAGGUCUCUCGUCGACUGCCUGAAGCGGUUCCACGAGGAGGACAAGUGGGACCUCGCCGAGACUGCCUUGUCCCAGAGCGAGUCGAUCUUGAAGAGGAUCGAAGAUGCCCUACCCAGAUCAUCGCCCAUGGCGAAUAACACCCUGACCCUGCCUUCUCCCGUGCAGAGCAACGGCAAUGAUCUCAUGGACACGCGAAUCUAUAUGGGCGGCGGCGCCGACGACGACAUGCUUGGAGAACCUCUCCCGGAAGAUGCCUUUCUCAUGCCCCAAGGUCAAGGGUCGAUUGAGGAAUUGUUUCCCGAGAUCUUUUCGGAUUUUUCAGACACUGCUCUUUUUGCGGGGUCGGCUAUUCUCAAUGAAUGAACCAUGAGACAUGAACCAUCCAGUAUGAAAGGGGCCAUGCAUGCAAACCGAAUCGAGACCAUCGAGCUUGAGGGUAUGUCGUCAACUCUAAUGUCCUGGUGGUCUUGUUUAUACGCCAACUUACAGAUUACAACCUAUACGCAGCCAUUUACUGAAAUGCUCGGCAAUAUCCCUUGAAGGACGUAUAACUGAGUCUAGCAACCGAAAAGUCACCUUCCAAUGGCAUACGAAUCACUCCUUUUAGUCGCUGUCGAAUCAAAGGUUUCGUCGUCGAAGGUCUGUUAGCCUUUCGUCAGCUUGCUUUAUAGCACACCUCAGUUCCUCAGUUUGUGGAGGUUAUCAUCUCAACGAGAGUCAGAAGGGCAAUUUUACCGUCAAAGAUCAUGAAUUAAUCGAGGAAUGUGGUCUUGGUUGUGCACCAAUACACGCACCGAAUUUCUUUUGGGUGUGCAUGUGUGUCGAUGCUUAAGAAUGCCGAGAUAUGCUUGUGUGGUCCUUCUCUUUGGAAUUAGCCUCAAGAGAAUGACAUCAAUUUGACGCACUACUCCCUCUUUUCUUACAAUUCCAGAGCCAGUGCCGGGGAGAGAGAGAGAGAGAGAGAGAGAGAGAGAGAGAGAGAGAGAGA